Lactuca sativa (garden lettuce) is the source of this 2376-nucleotide messenger RNA. Its product is annotated as F-box/FBD/LRR-repeat protein At1g13570. Gene Ontology annotation, molecular function: protein binding. Lineage: Eukaryota; Viridiplantae; Streptophyta; Magnoliopsida; Asterales; Asteraceae. The record is from RefSeq and is a predicted model, not a curated record.
UACUUCGACAUUUUCUUCAUUGGUAUGAUGGGUAAGUUUCUACUUCAUAAACUUACAUGUUUUUAAUUCAUCGAAAGUCCUGUGCGAAAGAGAUUUCGUUUAGGAUUUCUCUUGCUCAUUCCAUUAGGAAAUGUAAACCCUGUUUUGGGUAGUCGUUGUCAAUCAUCACGUAUCCACUGGAAAACAGAAAUCAGGAAACCGAUUUUCCGAAUAUUUAUUACAAUAGUUUGAAUAUGAAGGCUAUAAUCUAGUUUUUGCAAGUAUGAAGGGUAUACUAUGUGGUGAUGUAAGUUGUUUUGAGUUGGGUUUUGCCAGGGGAAGCCAUUGAUGCAACUAGAGAAAUUGUAUCCCUGUCAAAUGCAAUAAACCGAUAGAGUGGUUAACCCAUGUAUGGUUUCGUGCCGUGAGUCACACUUUUUCACACACAGGUGUCCGAGGUCAGCUUGUUUGGCAUAUUCCAUUACUAUAUUCCUUUUGGAUAGGCAAAUAGCUGAUAUUGCUCUAGGUUGGACACUCUUACAACCAUUAAAUCAUAAGAAUUGCAAACAAUACAGCUUCUAUAUCAUGAAUUAUGUUACCACACCUAAAAAGAAAAUUUAAGAUGAGUAUUAGAAAUGUGAAGUUGUUGAAUUUUUUGUUGCCUUCCAUUUCUUUGAAAUAACAUAAUCCCAAUUUUUUCUUUUCUGAAUCUAAUGACAGAGAAUUAUAGAGCUGGGAUUGUAACUUGUGCUAAAGAAGAUAGAAUCAGUAACUUGCCUGAACACUUGAUAGACUCAAUCUUAGAGCGGGUCCCGCUUGAAGAGGCUGUAAGGACAAGCAUUUUAUCAAAAAAUUGGAGGUACAGAUGGACCACAAUGAAAGAACUGGUUUUUGAUCAGCAAUUCUCCAAAAAAUUUGCAAAAAAUGGAGCUUUUGGUCAUAAUGGGUUUAUAAGGAUUGUAAACAAAGUCUUGUUCUUUCACAAGGGUCCUAUCUUGAAAUUUCAUGUCCAUGUACCAAAUAUGUUUCUUGAUAACUUUGAAGAAGUUGAUCAAUGGGUGCUAUUCUUAUCAAGAAACGGUGUCAAUGAACUCCUCCUUAACAAUUCGAAUCGCCGAUCUGAACUUCCUUCUUAUUUGUUUUGUUGUCUAGAAUUGACAAAGUUAGAACUACACAAGUGUUGCUUUAAGCCACCACUUGAGUUUGAAGGAUUUCUCAAUCUUGAAAAACUUCGUCUGGAGGAUAUUGAUUUUGGGGCUCGCUUGUGUGGAACUAAGUUCAACCUACCACAACUUAAGAAGUUGUCCCUGCUUAAAUGCACGAAUGUCUACAAUUUCAACAUUAAGGCUACAAGACUGCAGGAAUUGAUUGUCUAUGCUUGUCAUGAUGCCAUGUUGCUCCGGUUAUUGGAUAGUCCGUGCCUUCUUUUGGUUUCGAUUGCAUUUGAGAAACCCAUAGAAGAUUUUGUACGUGUUGAAGAAAUGAAUUUGGCCACAAUGUUGAGUAACUUGUCCAAAGUUGAAUACUUUUAUAUCAACAGUUAUUUUCUUAAGUUUUUGAUUGCAGAAAAGAUUCCAAAAUUGCUUCCAGGUGCGAUUAGUAGUUUAAAGCAUCUGUGGUUGCUGGAUAUUCAACUUGGUGAUUUGAAUCAACUUCAUGCUGUUCUUUGUUUUCUUCGAAACUCACCUAAUCUUGAAAAACUGUUUGUUAGGCACUUUGAUAUGGAUCCCCGAGUAGAUGUGGGACCAGCUUCUGAUCAUUUAGAAUCCCCAAACUGCUUGGACUCUACAUUGGAUCAGUUGAAAAUUGUUGAGAUGACAUGUUUAAAAGGAUCAAAACCGGAACUACUUUUUAUAAAGCUUCUUCUUGCUCAUUCCCCUUCUCUCCAGAAGUUUACCAUUAAACCAAGUAGAGCUUCUGAUGUUCAAAAAAGAUAUGACAUUGCUAAAGAGGUUAUGCAGUUCCCUCGAGCAUCAACAAAAGCAAAAAUGUUUUUCUUUGAUCCGGAACCAUAAUCAUUUGUGUUCAUGAAGAAGAAACUGAUGAUCUGGGAUUUCUGUUAUGCGGAUCUGCAGUGACCAUAGCAAACAGUCGCUAUGUUGAAGAACAAAGGGAAGCUGAAGCUGUGUUUGUGUGUUUGUGUCAAAUUACAUCUGUUGAAACAGAAAUAGUAAAGUUUAGUUCUGUUUAUUUAGAUUAGAAGCUACAGUAGUGUGUAUAAAAAUACUGGAAAGUCGUUAUUUUGACAAGUUUUGUUAAUCCUUAUGUUAAGUAGCAUAUGCUCUACGGACUUUGUAUGGAAGUAAUUUGUAUUUCACUCAAUAUAGAUUGUAUUAGGUAUUCCACAAUUCCUAUUAAUUAAUACUGAAGACAAUUAUCAUUAUGGUUAAACUCAAA